Closterium sp. Yama58-4 is the source of this 693-nucleotide messenger RNA. The record is from the annotation of a GenBank genome assembly. Lineage: Eukaryota; Viridiplantae; Streptophyta; Zygnematophyceae; Desmidiales; Closteriaceae.
AUGGGGGGGUGGUUACCGCAAUUUGGUUCGGAUAUCACAGAGCAUCACUUUACCGAAUCUACCUGGCAGGGCUACAUUAUCGCUAGCCUGCGUGGCCAGCGGUCGAGCCUGCUAUCUUCUGCUGCCAAACCCGUCGUGGAAAGACUCUACACACAUCAGUCUGCACGCGCAAUGGCUGCCGUUGCCCAGUCUGCCAUUGCUGGCGCGAUUUGCGCUCCCGCGGUCGCGUCGGUUGAGGUGUCUAGCAGGACCAGCAUUGUCUCCUUCAAUGGCCUGAAGGCGACCUCACUCCGCCAGUCUGUGAAGGCCUCCCUCUCGCAACGUGUCUCGUCUAAGCGCUCUGGUCGCGUUGUGUGCGAAGCCACCGGCACCGAAGUCGCGGGCCCCGUGACCGAUGCGACCUUCAAGAGCCUCGUCCUGGAGAGCAAUGUUCCAGUUCUGAUCGACUUCUGGGCUCCAUGGUGCGGCCCUUGCAGAAUGAUUGCUCCUCUCAUUGAUGAGCUCGCGAAGGAGUAUGAUGGAAAGCUUAAGUGCUACAAGCUGAACACCGACGAGAGCCCCAACGUUGCUACAGAGUACGGCAUCCGGAGCAUUCCGACUGUGAUGAUCUUCAAAAAGGGGAAGAAGGUUGACACCGUGAUUGGUGCUGUUCCUAAGUCUACCCUCACAUCCACCAUUGAUAAGUACUUGUGA